Ricinus communis (castor bean) is the source of this 1386-nucleotide messenger RNA. Its product is annotated as protein SEH1. The transcript is spliced from 8 exons. The record is from RefSeq and is a predicted model, not a curated record. Bases 74 to 1096 code for a protein of 340 amino acids. Gene Ontology annotation, molecular function: structural molecule activity; protein binding. NCBI's taxonomy places the organism in Eukaryota, Viridiplantae, Streptophyta, Magnoliopsida, Malpighiales, Euphorbiaceae. Gene Ontology annotation, cellular component: nuclear pore outer ring; Seh1-associated complex. Gene Ontology annotation, biological process: positive regulation of TORC1 signaling; cellular response to amino acid starvation.
UUUGCACUUCUUCACGGGCCCGCCCACAUCUAAAACCCGGUCCAGCCUUGAUGGGCCCAACAAAACCCUAGAGAUGCAGAGAAGGGGUUUUAGAGCUAGACAGAGAGAGUUGCAGUGUACGGUCAUGGAGAAAGCAAUUGCAACGCUAGAUACAGGGACGACAUGUUCGUCGUGGAAUUAUUGUGGCCAAAGGUUGGCUACUGGCUCUAUCGAUGGUUACCUCUCCAUUUUCGACCCGCGUGAUCCUGGAUCUUCCUCCUUCACUCGCACCUCCAAAAUUAGGGUUCAUGAUGCUGGCAUUGUAAAAGUUGUUUGGGUUUCUCCUGAACAUGGUGAUGCUGUUGCUUGUAUUUGUUCUGAUGGGAGUUUGUCUUUGUGGGAGGAGGUUGUAGAAGAUUCACAGCUUCAAUGGAAGCUUUCUAGAAGCUUUCAAAGCAAGGGAAAUAAAGUGUUAGAUGUUCAAUUUGGAUUUUCGCGUACAAUUUUAAAAAUGGUUGUGGCUUACUCAGAUGGUAAUCUGAAAGUCUACGAGCUCUUGGAUCCCCUGGAGUUGAAGAAUUGGCAGCUUCAGGCUGAAUUCCAGAAUGUUAUUGAUUCAGUAUCUACAUUUGGGAGAGCAAUUUGCUUUUCUGCAUCUAUUUCUUGGAACCCACAAAGGGCUGAAAACCAGGACUUGAGCUUUGUUCUGGGCUUCAAUUCAGAUACACCACAGUUGAACUCUUCGAAGGUGUGGGAGUUUGAUCAGGCGCAUCAAAGAUGGCUUCCAGUUGCAGAGUUGGCUUUGCCUGCAGACAAAAGCGAUCAGGUUUUUGCUGUUGCGUGGGCACCCAACAUUGGGCGGCCAUAUGAGGUGUUAGCCGUUUCUACUCACAAAGGAAUUGCAAUAUGGCAUCUAGGAUUGAACCCUGAUGUGGAUGGAAGACUAUCAGUGGAAAAGGUUGCAUUGCUCUCGGGAUUUGAAGGCGAGGUGUGGCAGAUGGAAUGGGACAUAAGUGGAAUGACAUUAGCGACCACAGGAACUGAUGGGGUUGUAAGGCUCUGGCAAUCCAACUUGAAUGGUGUUUGGCAUGAGCAAGCUGCAUUUGAUUCCAGUUAAGACCCUGUGCAGAACAUCUUUUUUAUCAAAUCUUGCUUCUGCCAUUUUCCUUUUCUGCUGCCAAGGAAAAACAUGGUUCAAAUACUCCAGUUUGCCUACAACUAUUUUUUCUAAUGUUUAUGUUUGAAUUGCGGAAAUUGAGAUCACCCACAACAGCUUGCAUUAUUUUCAUCCAUCAGACUCGAGUGAUUGCUUCAGAAAGUAAUUUAAUAUCUAACCGAAUGUAUUUCAGAGCCCUCACUGUUAUGGUUAUUGGUUAAUUUUCAGUAUUUGUUGAUACUGUUCUGUUG